AUGUCGCGUGGGCGAACGCAGUACGCCGCUCCUCCAAGUAUGUACAGAAAGAAUAUUGUACCUCCUAAAGAUUAUUUGCGCAUUUUAGAAGAAGUCUCGGUUGAUGAAGACUCCGACAAUUUGGAUAACGCAUCUGAUAUCGAUGAAUCGGUGCAAAAAAUUUCAAAACUCAAUUUGGAGGAAGCAUGGGCAAAAGAUGGUACUGGAAUUGAAAUUUUGCAAGGUGUCAUGGGUCUGAAGCGAUUCAGAAACCUGUGUGCUGCUAUUAGAUUCGACGAUAAAGGCACAACGUAUGUGCGAAGAAAAACUGAUAAGCUUGCUGCACUAAGAGAAUUUUUUGAAUCUUUCAAUCAGAACUGUCAAAACGUUUAUACACCAGGUGACGAACUCACAAUCGACGAGAAAUUGGAAUCAUUUCGCGGAAAAUGCUCUUUUAUUCAAUUCAUCCCCAACAAGCCCGCAAAGUACGGUCUGAAAAUUUUAGCAGUUGUUGACUCACAAAAGUUUUAUACAUUGAAGCUUGAAAUUUAUUGUGGCAAUCAACCCCCAGGACCUUACGAGGCUUCUUAUUCAAGUAUUCACAUUGUCAAAAGGCUAAUUCGUGCGUACGAGGGUUCCAACCGUAACCUGAAGACCUAUAAUUGGUAUACAAGCUGCCGCUAG
This is a messenger RNA of Stegodyphus dumicola, 663 nucleotides long. RefSeq names its product piggyBac transposable element-derived protein 4-like. The record is from RefSeq and is a predicted model, not a curated record. NCBI's taxonomy places the organism in Eukaryota, Metazoa, Arthropoda, Arachnida, Araneae, Eresidae.